Molecule: messenger RNA, 398 nt
Organism: Symphalangus syndactylus (siamang)
Lineage: Eukaryota; Metazoa; Chordata; Mammalia; Primates; Hylobatidae
Product: small ribosomal subunit protein eS26-like
Biological process (GO): translation
Cellular component (GO): cytosolic small ribosomal subunit; ribosome
Molecular function (GO): structural constituent of ribosome; mRNA binding
Source: RefSeq, a predicted model, not a curated record
AUGACAAAGAAAAGGAACAACGGUCUCGCCAAAAAGGGCCACAGCCAUGUGCAGCCUAUUCGCUGCAUGAACUGUGCCCGACUCGUGCCCAAGGACAAGGCUAUUGAGAAAUUUGUCAUUCGAAACAUAGUGGAGCCCGCAGCAGUCAGGGACAUUUUUGAAGCGAGCAUCUUCAAUGCCUCUGUGCUUUCCAAGCAGUAUGUGAAGCUACAUUACUGUGUGAGUUGUGCAAUUCACAGCAAAGUAGUCAGAAAUCAAUCUCAUGGAGGCUUCAAGGACCCAACACCCCCACCCUGAUUUAGACCUGUGGGUGCUGACCCAUGACCCCCACCAAAGCCCAUAUAAGGAGCUGAGUCCUUAAAGACUGAAGACAGACUAUUCUCUGGAGAAAAAUAAAA